AUGAGUAAUUCAAAAUCACCAAAACUUCGUAUUGGAAAGUUAAAUAUUAUUAAUGAACCUGAAGUAGUUGAUUCUAUGCCUAAAACAACUCCAAGAAAUCGAAGAUUAUUUACAGAUCCAAAGAAGACAAAUAAAAUAGAAAAACUUGAAAAAUCAAUUCGAGACAAAGGGUUAUAUGGAUUUAUUAAAAGCCCUCGAUCUUCAAGUACUAGCCCAAGAAAUAAUUCUCCUCAAUUUAAAAAAAUGGGGGAAUUAGAUUGUUCUUUGUUUCCUUUACAAGAAGAAGAAAUAGAGUUUUGGAAAGAAUUAAUGUCAAAUUUUCAAAGUGAUACACCGUCAAGUAUUAUUGAAUAUUUAAUUAGAAAAGAAUUAGAUGACCCUACUCGUGAAUCUAACGUACUUUCCAUUUUAACAUAUUAUAGUGAUAUUAAUAAAUUAGCUAAUUUUAUAAAUUAUAUUGUGUUAAGAGAAAUUACAGCUCGCUGUGAAGAUUUAACAAAUAACAACACUGUCUUUUCAUCAUUUUUCUCAAUCUUAUUUUCUCUUUCAGGUAAAUAUUUACAGAUGGAAAUGUUAUCAAGUGUUCUUAAGAAAUGUACAAAAUAA
Molecule: messenger RNA, 606 nt
Organism: Entamoeba dispar SAW760
Lineage: Eukaryota; Evosea; Mastigamoebida; Endamoebidae
Exons: 2
Coding region: 1-606 (201 amino acids)
Source: RefSeq, a predicted model, not a curated record